AUGGUAGAAUCUACAUAAUCACAUAAGAUUACAAUAGUUGAUACUUAGGCCUAUUAAGACUAAAAGGCAGGCACUAGUGGACUUAGAAAAAAGGUCAAGGUGUUUAGAUAAGAAAAUUACUUAGAAAAUUUCGUUUAAUCUAUAUUCUUAUCUCUUUCUGAGGAAGAAUACAAAGGAAAGGCUUUGGUAAUCGCUGGAGAUGGAAGAUUCUAUAAUGAUGUUGCUACCUAAAUUAUUAUUAGACUAGCAGCUGCCAAUGGUGUAGGCCAUGUAUAUGUAGGUCAACAUGGUCUCCUCUCAACUCCAGCUGCAUCUGCCUUUAUUAGAAAGUUGAAUGCCGACAAUGGUGAAAAUUAUUGUGUAGGAGGUGUUCUAUUGACUGCAAGCCAUAACCCAGGUGGAGAAGAUGAAGAUUUCGGUAUCAAAUUCAAUUCGAAGAGUGGAGGUCCAGCUCUUGAAAACUUCACCAAUCUCAUCUAUGAGCAUACUAAAAAGAUUCAAUAAUACAGGAUAUCUCACCUGGGAAAUGAUAUUGAUUUGGCCACAAUUGCAGAUCACAAUCUUGGAAAAGUUGAGGGAUUCGAUCAUGAUUUCAGAGUAACUGUAGCCAGUUCAACCGAUAUUUACUACGAUCUCUUGAAAACUCUAUUUGACUUUGAUGAUUUAAAGGCUUUCGUUUCAAGACCAGAUUUUAGAAUGGUCUUCGAUGGUAUGCAUGGAGUCUCAGGACCUUAUGCUUAAUUGUUAUUCCAAGAAGUUUUGGGAGUACCACAAGAUAAUUUAUUCAGAUGUAAUGUCCUUCCAGAUUUCGGACACGGUCAUCCAGAUCCUAAUCUCACUUAUGCUGCUGACUUAGUCAAGACAAUGGGAAUAUUCGAUAAUAAAGAAGAUGCACCUGAUUUCGGAGCUGCUUGUGAUGGAGAUGCUGAUAGAAACAUGGUUCUUGGAAAGAACUUCUUUGUUACUCCCUCUGAUAGCAUUGCUAUAAUCACAGCAAAUUACAAGAGUAUUCCAUUCUUAAAGAGUGGCAUCAGUGGAGCAGCUAGAAGUAUGCCCACAUCUGGAGCUCUUGACAGAGUUACUGAAAAACUUGGAAUUCCAGUUUAUGAAACCCCAACUGGGUGGAAAUUCUUCGGAAACCUCCUCGACAAUAAUAUGAUUAGUCUCUGUGGAGAGGAAAGCUUCGGAACAGGAAGUUUCCAUGUUAGAGAAAAGGAUGGAGUGUGGGCUGUUCUUUGUUGGUUAUCAAUAUUAGCAGAUAAGAAUAGAGGCACUGAGCAAUUAGUCUCAGUUGCAGACAUUGUCAGAGCACAUUGGAAUGAAUACGGUAGAAACUACUAUCAAAGAUACGACUAUGAGAAUCUUGAGAAUGCUGAUGCAGACAAGGUUUUCAAGCAAUUAGAAUCAUAAAUGAGUGUCUUUGAGACUGAAAGUGAGGGAAAUACUGCUGUUAACUUUAGCUACACUGACCCAGUAGACCAAAGUGUCAGCUUGAAUCAAGGUUAUAUUUUCAAAUAUGCAGAUGGCUCAAGAUUCGUUUUCAGAUUAUCUGGAACAGGCUCAUCAGGUGCAACUAUUAGAAUUUAUCUUGAAAAGUACAGCAAUGAUCCAUCUCUAGUUGUCGAGGAAGCCUUAAAGUCAAUUGCUGAGAGAGCUUUAUCUGCCUCAUAGAUUCAACAACUUACUGGAAGAGAGAGACCAACAGUCAUUACAUGA
Molecule: messenger RNA, 1716 nt
Organism: Stylonychia lemnae
Lineage: Eukaryota; Ciliophora; Spirotrichea; Sporadotrichida; Oxytrichidae
Source: the annotation of a GenBank genome assembly